GACGGGUGCCAAAUCCCACUCACACUGCCACUGCCACUCGGCCACUCACUCACCCGCACUCGCACUCUCACAGCUGAAUGCAAACGCUUCGUCACGGCAUGUCAGAAUUCUCUCCCCUCUCGCUCUCGAGUUGCUACUCCGCUCUCUCGCUCACUCCCUCCUUCUCACUCUCUCUGUCUCUGUCUCUUUUUUUGGUUGGUUGCUUGCUUAAUCCGAUUCUGUUGAUUCUGGCUCAUGUGAGUGUUGUUAGUUGCACGCUGGAGCGGGAUUGUACCUCGCGGUAUCCUUCUUCUAAACUUCUUAGACGUGGCGGAGUCGGGCAAUGUGUGUCUGCUUCGCGGGGGUGUUGGAAUUGAUGAGUUGCGAAAUGUAAUGUUUCGUUUGUGGUGCUGGCUCGCCGAUGCGCAAUUGGAGGUAGGGGAGUAAUCGAGUGGUGCGGGUUGAGUAGAGCGUAUUGGAUAUUUGUUUUCUUGGAUUUUUCGUCGUUUUUAUUUAUUUUCUUUUUCUUCUAGGUUGUUGAUUUUCAUUGUUGUUGUUGUUGUUGAGCUUCUGAGUGAAUGAGUGUAGAUGAGGAGGUUGUGUUGAUUUUGUAGCGUGGUAGUCGGUCUUCGAUCUCUUGUUCAAUUGGUUGCAGGGUUCUUGUGCAGGUGGAGAUGAGGUAGCGAUGUUUUCUUCUACUUCUUCUUCUUCUUCGUCUUCGUCGCAUGAGGCUCAUACUGGUUAGUUAGUGUUUGAUUUCGUUAGGUUUACUGGCUAUGUGAGCAGCCGUGUUGUCUCGAGGAGUCAGGUUCGGAGGAUCUCCAGCUCACUGCUGGAACGUGCGGACACACGUCCGUGUUGAGAUUCAGCUCCACGGAACAAAAAAUAUCAGAGGUUGGGUGUAGUCUACAGACUCUAGUGGCAAUCGCGGCCAAGUUUCGUCGCGUUGCCAAGCUCCAGUGAAUAAUGCUCCGUUGAAAUUUGGGGUUCACGCGCCGCUGAUACUUCUAGUUCACCGUCGUCGGGGUCAGAACCGAUGUCGCUCUUCUCGGGUCCAUUUCCGCGUCAGCCUGGUUGUGUAAAUUUAGCCUUUGGCUGCAAGAUUUUCACGCUCCGCUUAGUAACAUCAUAUAGUAGCCCUGGCUUUUGCGGGAGAAAAGGGUUGGACCUACCUUUGACCCGACUUCCUGCCCCGGGCAAGUCCUUGGUGUCCGUAAGCAACUGCGGCACACUUGGUCCCAGCCUGGUUGCAUCAGCGCUCGUCACCCAUGAUGACUCACCUGGGCGAGCGUCACUCAUCAAGUGUACCGAAAAUUGGUUGGAAGUUUUCGUUCGGGGGUUGAAUGUUUUUUACUUCGCAGCUGGAGCUCUCGUUGCGUGGGGCGUUCGUGUAGGAUAACGGGGCUCGGUACUAUGAGGAGCAUGGCGACGGUCGGGGACUUGUAGUCGGUCAGGCUGUUGUUCUGUACUCGUAGUGAGUAAUUGACGCAGGGCUCGUCCCAGUGGCAUGUCACAAGCUUCCCUUGUUCCAUUGUGCGCCGUGUGCGAACUGAUUAAACGAGUUUAGGGUGUACAGUCAUGCUUCCCAACAGUGUACGACAAAGGCUGUGAGUAGCUGUCACCCUAUAACACAUUCCCUCUGAGCCCCUGACAUGGAAGCCAGGGACGGAAGCGUUCCCAAUUGCUGUGGCAAGGAGCUGCUGGUGGAGGGGUCAUCCGCUCAGAAACGGUCGUUUGGCGCUGGCAUAGUCUUGCUGAUUGUUGGUACCAUUUCGUUUCAUUUAAGGAGCACGAUCAUGUACUGCUAGGAAUGUGGCCAUGUCGUUGAUGCUCAGGAGCUCGCGGUUGGUCAGAGCUGGGCCUGUUCGGGAACAGUAGCCGUGGAGCUUCGUCGUCGAGGUUCAAGAUGCGAAGCUUGAGCUUCUGAGUUUUAGUGCUGAGAGAUGCUGUUGGUUUGUACAAAAGCGUCGGUUGGGUUUCGGUUGUGUACGUUAUGCAUGGAGAUUGCGACAGCAGCCUAGGUCAUCGAAAGUAGAGGAUAAGGAUUGCCCCACUGCAAGAUGGAUGUCGUUAGAAUAUGUUUUUCCAGAGCAAUGAUCUCCAUUGCGCUUUACGAUCCAAUUAAUAAUCAUAAUAACAAUAAAAAUAGUAAUAGCGAUUUCCUACGAUUUCUUGUGUCGCGUGCGCCGAGUGGAUUCCUCCGAUGAUUUCCCUUUAUCGAGUCGCAUCUCAUGCAUCUGCUGAAGGCGACGGAAAGAGUCUUUCGACUGGUGCCAUUUUCAUUGAAUUAGGAUUCACUGAGAGUUCCUCGUAAUUGCCCUCACAACUCAGAACCAGCGUUUGCAGUCCAGAGAUAUUUGAAUUCCAUAGAAUGUCAAUGGAAGAGUUCAGCAAUACUGACCUUAUACCUGGAGAUCCCUUCUCUGCUGAAGGCGCAAUUUAGAAGUCAUGAACAUGUUGGCUGGUCAGAACCCGAAAUUCGUGAAGCUGAAAUUGUGACUGUGUGUGCAGCAGUUCAGUCAGUGCUGCUUGCGAUUCAAGCUUGACGGGUUAGUAGGAUUCCGGCAUCUACUCACCCCCUUCCAGUUCCCACAUAUUGUCGACGGUCAGCACCGACUGUUGAUGUAUUUCCGAGUUCUUCAUGGUGUCUAGUGUACCCACAUUGUGACUAAGGCAGCCGUGAGCUUUAGCACAUCGUGAUGCGGGAGUGCAAAAGACAUCCAUCGGAAUCUCAGCCGUGUGGUGGUGUGUGUGCCCGCUGCUUAGAGGAGAGGCUGAUAUGGCUGUGGAGAGGAGAGAGCUUCCGUCUCGAUGAUCCAGACCAGAUUUCGGAGACAUCGGUGAGCGUCUCGGACGACCCAGUUCCUGCUCGUUCUAAUGCUCGCCCGCUAGUCCCACGUGAAGAUGUUGGUUCCGUAGCAGCACUGAACACCAGGAAACAGCUGCAACUGAAUGAGGUAUCGAGGCCACCCGUUUCGAUCGGUGUCAAUGUGAAUCAGAGAAACGGCAGUGACACUGUGGACGGAAGCAAACAGCAACUCGACGGCAAUAUAGGUCCUACCAACUCGCGCAAUUUGAAGGUCGCGAUGGUAGGAUCGACGGAUUUGCAUGCCCAACGGCGGAGGAAUUUAGAGAAUGGACUUGAAUUCGAGCUGGCUUUCUCGAAAGACUCUCCGAGGGCCUUCCCGAAGUUGAAGAGUAAGAAUUUUGAAUCAAUCGACUCUACAGAGCCUUCUUAUCCUUCCAGUAAUUUCAACAUCGGCAUCGAGGACAUUGUAGCUCGUUUGUCCGUCGAGGCUAAUCCUCGGUUUAACACCCUCGUGGAUGAGCCUAGAAUGUUUCGCUCGCGGUCGUUGCCUUUGGACAGCAGGUCCCGCACCGAAGACACAGGUCUGAGAGUAAUCAACGAGCAGGCUGAUGACAUAUACUUCGAAGACAGGUCGCGGUCGUUACCUCUAGACACUCGAUCCAGAGCUGAGGACACAGCUCUGAGGGUAAUCAACGAACAGGCGGGAGACGCAUGCUUCGAAGAGAAAAUGCAAAGAUUUGGUUACUACGGCAUCGAUCGGGAUGGUAAUGGCGGCGGAGAGAGCUUGAAUGACAACUUGGCGGAGCAAGGGUGCUUCAGCCCGAAAUGGCAAAGCAAGAAGAGCCCCAAAUGGGUGAAGGUCCUGGUUAGCCCCAUGACAUCGAGAAAUCGCGUCUUUCCGAGCCGAUCUAAGGACGAUGUGAGGAGAGGAAGGGGCUCAAGGAAACGGGGGACGAGAUUUGCUUCAUCCGAUUGGAGCCACAAGGAAGCAAACGGCGGAAUGUCACCGCAACAGCGGAGCCCAGUGUUUUCAUGGUUACAGGGUCCAGGGACGAAGAAUCCGAGAAGACACGACCAAAGAGGCCAACUCGCAUCGUCGUCUUCCUCGUCUCUAUCAAAUUCCGUGAGCACAGAUUCAUGGCUGAGGGAUCUCACCACCGUGGGCCACUUGCACGAGAUCGCUGAGGAGCUGGAGAUCGAGGAGGAGUCUAGCGAGGAGGAGGAGGAGGAAGAAGAAGCGCAGGAUCAAUUAGACGAAAUGGCGUCCUUCGGCAAGUUCCUUGUGAGCGCUGCGCGGAGACAACCCAACGCGGGGCUCACGAGGCUUGUGAGUGCCACCACGCCUUCGGUCCCAUGCCACCAAAGCUGACGUGGUUCCUUCCCGCCCUUUCUCGAACCCUCGCUGUCCAGCUGGCGGUUCCACGUAUCUACCUCUUGCCUGAUUGUGCUGGCUCCAUACCGUGGCUGUGGCACUUGUAACAUAUAUCAGAUUGCAACUGAUGGUGAUCUUCCCCAAUUUUAAUUACUUUAUUCUUUCCCCACUUACUCUUUUUGUUUUUACUCUUCUCAUAUUAAAGUGCCUUUGUGAGUCAUGGCAUUCUUACGAUGGAAUAAUUGGAGGGAAUAUCAAAAAGAAAAUGAAAAGAAAAAUUCUUGCUAUUUUUUUUGGAGUUGCAUAGUUUCUAGAGCAGAAAUAUAUGGACAUGGCUCAUCUUGCAUUGCCAAAUCUGUUCAGAAUUUCUGAACUUGCCUUUCGUAAAUAUUGUUUUGUUUUAAUGUUUGACAA
This is a messenger RNA of Physcomitrium patens, 4574 nucleotides long. RefSeq lists its product as uncharacterized. Lineage: Eukaryota; Viridiplantae; Streptophyta; Bryopsida; Funariales; Funariaceae. The record is from RefSeq and is a predicted model, not a curated record.